GUCUACUGUUCUUCUGAUCAUUAACCCUUUAACUUCGUCAAAUAAUCUACUGAAACGAUGAGCGCAACUACAACUAUUGUAAUGUCCGCUCUUCCUUCUAAAUCCACGAUCAAGCUCGCUCCUGCUCCAUCUCAUGCCGAAGCAUCAUCAUCUCAGGCCCAGAAUCAGCCCCCCAAGUCUCAAAAGCAGAUGACCAAAGCGGAGAGACGCGAACAACAAGAGCGUCAGAGAGCUGCAAAGGCUGCUACUAAAGCAGCUGGUCCCCAACCUAGCGGAUCUAAUCAGAAUUCUGCUCAGGUGAAGAAAGGCGCACCACCUGCUGCAAGCACUAGUGCUUCAGUCAAGAAGGGUGGAAAAGGUCCCGAUGGAAAACCAACGAAGGACACAAAAGAAACCACAUCCGAUGACUCUGCUCGUGGUUUGCGGAUAUUCUCCCAUUUUGGCCUCCCCAAACCCCCUGGCCCUAGUAAGGGAGAUAUACACCCCGCUAUCAUCCGCCUCGGAUUGCAAUUUUCGGAGUUCAAGAUCGUAGGGGCAAAUGCGCGCUGUAUUUCCACCCUGACUGCCUUUAAAACUGUGAUACAAGACUAUGUCACUCCUCCUAACAAUACGCUCUCGAGGCAUCUCUUGACACAUCUUUCGCCUCAAAUCACUCAUCUUGUUUCUGCUCGCCCCAUGUCUGUCACUAUGGGUAAUGCCAUUCGGGAGCUCAAAUUAGAGAUCAGUGGAUCGGAUAUCGACCUUCCGGAGCAGGAUGCGAAAAAUCUUCUUUGUCAAAAGAUAGAUGAUUAUAUCAGCGAACGAAUUACUAUAGCAGAUCAAGUUAUCCAAGAGACUGCAGGGACCAAGAUCAAAGACGGAGACGUCAUUCUGACGUAUGCUCGAUCUUCAGUUGUAGAACAAGUUCUGGUCGGUGCGUGGGAUGAUGGGAAGCAAUUCUCGGUUGUGGUCGUCGAUUCCCGGCCAAUGCUAGAAGGCAAGAAGCUUCUCUCCGUACUUUCUGCCAUGGGCAUUCCCUGCACUUAUCUCCUUCUGCCAUCCAUUGGAUCUGUCAUCACAGAGGUGUCGACAGUCUUAGUGGGCGCUCACUCCCUACAUUCGAACGGCGCCGUAUUUUCCCGUGCAGGCACGGCCCUCGUAGCUAUGAUGGCAAAACAGCACAGCGUUCCUGUCGUUGUUUGCUGCGAGACAUACAAAUUUGCGGAAACAAUCCAGCUAGAUAGUUUUACCAAGAACGAGCUCGCACCAGCUGGCGAUAUAUUUUCGUCCUUCCCCCUCACUCGGUCAAAAGAUACACUUACCCUCAACAAACAGCUCAAUCUAGAAAUCCUCAAUCCGCUUUACGACCUGACGCCUCCUUCAAGUAUCACGGCAGUCGUGACAGAAGUCGGAGUUAUUCCGCCAAGCUCCAUCAGCUCGAUUCCACUCGCACUCGGUCGCACUACACUGUAACAUACCGCACAUAACAUUGUUAUCUGAUCACGAGUAGGAAGUUACAAUCAUACGAUUUAAUUGCAUACAUGGCAUGUAUUUGUGUUUGUUCCCCCUAUUAUAUAAUUACUACUUGCCUGGCUUCGAAGUUUGAUGUCAGCAUGGUCUCCUGAUCAUGGGUCCCACUUCGGAGUUAGCUGUCCGGUCCCUGGAGAGGCGGCCUGGGUCCUGCGUUCGAAUGUAAAUAAAGAGAAGGCGUGAAACCCGAGGAAUAACAACAGUAGAGAACUUCUCAGAUGAUCAGA
Suillus discolor is the source of this 1736-nucleotide messenger RNA. RefSeq lists its product as uncharacterized. Bases 58 to 1452 code for a protein of 464 amino acids. The record is from RefSeq and is a predicted model, not a curated record. Lineage: Eukaryota; Fungi; Basidiomycota; Agaricomycetes; Boletales; Suillaceae. The transcript is spliced from 7 exons.